Messenger RNA from Meira miltonrushii, 1340 nucleotides. RefSeq lists its product as uncharacterized. Lineage: Eukaryota; Fungi; Basidiomycota; Exobasidiomycetes; Exobasidiales; Brachybasidiaceae. Bases 50 to 1258 code for a protein of 402 amino acids. Gene Ontology annotation, cellular component: SAGA complex. The record is from RefSeq and is a predicted model, not a curated record. The transcript has 2 exons.
CACACCAUCAUCAUCAUCACGGCAACAUAAGCGUGCGUGUUCAUAAAGAAUGUCUUCAAGAAUACGCAAAGAACGUGGAAGUGUGGCAGGAUCGGAUGAACAACAAUUAUGGCAGACAGUCCGGGCUCAUUUACGAUCACUAGAGAAACUACAAUCCACAUCGAUAAAUGAUGUCACAACACUAGAUCAAAGGCGACAAAGAUACGUAAAAGAAUACGCAAACAGUAGAGAAUCAAGUGCGAGCGUUGAUGAUGGAGAAAAGAAUGACUUGAUUGGUCAUUAUAAAAAAGUUCAGAGUGACUUAGAAGAAGAACAGUUAGAGAUCGGUCGUGCGUUGGAAAAAUUGGAAGUUUUAUUGGCUGUUAGAGAUGAUGGUAGCUUUUCAACGGCUAUUGAUCCACUAUCGUCGAAACGGAAAAAGAGAAGGUUGGACGCUGGUUCGAUCUCACCUACCCUACAGGCUGCUUCGAUCAGCGCAAAGGAUAGAGCAAUGUCGCCUCUAUCUGUCGAAGGUGAUACCGUACCUGCAUCCGGACAGGAUCGCAAACGUAGCCAUACGAAGGGACAAUCUGGAGGCAGUGGAACGGGAAGUACAGGAGCAGGUCCAAUGGCAAGACGAUUGACGGCAUCUUCGAUCGGUAAAGAUUCCGCAUCAGGAGAUGGCCCCGGCACAAGCACAGGCGCAGGAAAGGAUGGAUACAUUGAUCCUGCAAAAGCACGAAGAGAAACAUUGGCACAUCAAUUACCCCUGCAAAAAGGUAGAAAGGUUGCAUUCAGACAACCGAGUAAAAAUAAAGUUGGACCGGGAGCUGCAAAUGUUUCAGCUAGAGGCGGACCGGGUGGAGAUCCUUCUUCUGCUGCUGGAAUGGAAGAUGAUGGUGAAACUUGGAUCAUGGCAACUGUGAUCGAAUGCAUUAAUAAUGACAGAAAUCGAUACGUUGUUCGAGAUGACGAAGAUGAAGGAAUGCCAACGUACAACACAACCUUGAAAGCUGUUGUUCCACUACCGGAAAACCUCAACACGCUUCCUUUGGAUGACUAUAAAGUGGGAACACACGUUUUGGGAUUGUAUCCUGACACUUCUUGCUUUUACCGUGCUAUCGUUAGAGGUGGCGGACCAGGCUUGAACGGAAAGGUAACCCAAAAGAUGAUGAGAAGGGCAGAUGAGAUUCUCAAUACACCCUACCAACUCGAAUUUGAAGAUGAUGACGGAGCAAUACGCGACGUGCCAGCCAAUCUGGUGGUGGAACGGCUAUGAUUUCGAUACAGAUGUACUAUACUAAAUUGUAUGAUUUACGAUUGAAUUGCUAUAAUACAAAGUGGCUAAUACUGGUACAGAG